Aspergillus calidoustus is the source of this 3162-nucleotide messenger RNA. The record is from the annotation of a GenBank genome assembly. NCBI's taxonomy places the organism in Eukaryota, Fungi, Ascomycota, Eurotiomycetes, Eurotiales, Aspergillaceae.
AUGCUUGUAGCAACUCAGCUCGACGAUGACGUCUUGGUUGACGAAAAGGACACAUUAAAGAAUGUUACGACUCUUCCUCCAACACCCCCGGCGGACUCGGAUGCACCCUUGCACACCAUAAACGAUAUUCUGUUGCAUCGCAUCCCAUAUCCGCCUGACGCUCCCUUGGUUGGCUACCCACAAAGCCCCCAUGGAGUACGCGAUUAUGCUUUUUACACGGCAAAGGAUCUGGACAAAUUCUCCAAUGGAGCUGCUAGAGCUCUAAGAGACGCCGGGCUUCCGAAGUUCUCGGAUCCUGUCGAGAACCGAGUAGUGGCAAUAAUUGGCCCCUCUAACCUGGACUACGUUGUUUCUUUAUUUGCGCUCUCCCGCCUGGGAUACGCCAUCUUGCUGCUCUCAACUCGGCUCAGCACCGAGGCGUAUACGAAUCUGCUCGCCAAAACUAGGUGCAGCCAUGUUAUUUAUUCAUCUGCGACGGAAAAAGCAGUGGCGCAAAUUCAAGACGCAGUGCCAGAAAUCAACGUCUUCUCUAUCCCAGAGUUUUCAAUCUACUCAGAGUGCACUGAGUCCUCAGAUCUGCAGCAGACUGCGCGGCCCGAGUUGGGUCGGAAAUGGGCUUUCAUUAUCCACUCCUCUGGCUCUACUGGGCUCCCAAAGCCCAUUUUCCAGACACAUGCGGCUUGUAUUGCCAAUUACAGUACGAGCAACUCGUACCGCGCAUUGUUAACGCUUCCACUUUAUCACAAUCACGGAUUGUGUACGUUCUUCCGGUGUUUGUUCAAAGCGAAGCCGAUUGCUAUCUACAACGCCAACUUGCCCAUCACUGGCAAGAAUAUCCUUGAGGUAAUGGACGUGUUUGAGCCGGAGAGCUUUCAUGGCGUGCCCUAUGUCUUGAAGCUCUUGAGCGAGGUUGACGGCGGAGUGGAAGCACUCGCGAAAUGCCAGCAGGUUCUUUUUGGGGGCAGCAGCUGCCCAGACGAUCUUGGGGAUUAUCUGGUAGAUCACGGAGUCAGACUGAUUAGCCAUUAUGGAGCAACCGAGCUUGGUCAAAUGAUGACUUCAGACCGUCCUGUCGGCGACAAACUGUGGAACUACGUUCGGCCUUUGAAGGGCGCCCAACCCUACUUGAAGAUGGAAGAGCUACAGGAUGGCUCCUACGAGUGCAUAGCCCUGGACGGGCUACCAGCUAAAGUCAGCUCAAACUGCGAUGAUCCGCCAAACUCCUUCAGGACCCGUGACACAUUCUUGAAGCAUCCAACAAUCCCGAAUGCCUGGAAAUAUCUAGGCCGCAUCGAUGAUCGAGUGACUUUGGUGAACGGCGAAAAGGUUCUCCCUGUUCCCAUUGAACACCGCAUUCGGCAAAGCAAGUUCGUGAAGGACAACCUUGUCUUCGGCGUGGGGAAGCCGUUACCUGGUUUGUUUGUGGUUCCAAGCACUGAGUGUGAAGGGCUGAGCAAAGAUGAUAUACUCAAUCUCAUCUGGCGGGAUAUCGAGUCAGCCAACCAGAAUGCAGAAGCAUUCAGUCAGAUUUCCCGCGAUAUGGUGAUUAUUCUCGAUGUUGGAUGCUCAUACCCUGCUACUGAUAAAGGGACCAUGAUCCGCAAUCGAACCUACCUGGAAUUUAGCGACCUCAUUGAGGCUGCAUACCAGAACCUCGAAAAUGGCACAUCUAAACCCGAGCAAGUGCUGGCAUUGAGUCUUGCAGAACUUGAGGACCACCUUCUCAACCUCUUCCGAAGAGAGCUUGGUUAUCUGGAACUGGACCUGACUUCGGACUUCUAUGAGGCAGGUGUCGAUAGCCUUCAAGCGAUCAAAGCAAGAGGUCUCAUUAAGAAAAAUAUUGACAUUGGGUCCGCGCAAUUGGGGCAUAAUGUGGUUUUCGACUAUCCGAACAUCAAGAAGCUUGCAGCUCACCUGCAUUCCCUUCGGACAGGCGAACAGCAGAAUGAGGAGGAUGAGUUGGCUGUUAUGUCCGAGUUGAUUGAAAGAUAUUCAACUUUCCGGGCACGAGAAACCACAGAGGAGGUCAUUCUCUUGACUGGAACCACCGGCUCUUUGGGGGCACAUAUCCUGUCUCGUUUGAUGCAGAAGGAAAGUGUAAGGAAGGUUUAUUGUCUCGUACGAGCGAUCGAUCCCAGCAAUGCGCUGGACCGAGUCCUAUCAAACCUGGCCUCAAGAUCAUUACCGAUGAUCAAUGUCUCCAAAAUUGUGGCAUUGCCAGGUCAGCUAGGCUCUGAGGACCUUGGACUACCUCCCUCGAUCAUCAGCGAGCUUCGUACAACCCUAACCAAAGUCAUUCAUUCUGCGUGGGCUGUAAACUUCACGCUUGGCGUCAAGAGUUUCGAAGCUCAACACAUCAAAGGCGUGUACAACCUGAUCAAUCUAUGUCUCUCGAGUGAACGAACAUCGCCAGCACAGUUCUAUUUUUGCUCCUCUAUCUCCGUUGCCGCUGGAACUCCACUGCCUGCCAAAAUCGCCGAAGCUCCAAUCCCCGAGUUGGCACACGCUCAGAACAUGGGCUAUGCAAGGUCCAAACUCGUGGCGGAGCGAAUCGUUCAAGCGGCCGCAGAGAAGACUGGCAUGGUCGCCAAAGUUCUCAGAGUCGGACAAAUAGUCGGCGAUACUGUGCACGGCAAAUGGAACACAACCGAAGCGAUUCCUCUCAUGCUGCAAACAGCACGUACGCUAAAGGCGCUACCAGCACUCGAUGAAACCCCCUCAUGGUUGCCGGUUGAUAUCGUCGCAGAUGCAGUUCUAGACUUGGCUGAACUGAACGAGAUCUGUGGCGCCGGCUCCGUCGCAGUAAAAGGAUUCGCCUACGAUCCUCAAACAGUUUAUCAUGUGCAAAACCCAAGGACAUUCAGGUGGACUGAAGAUCUAUUACCGGCUUUGGAGAUAGCCGGGCUGGAUUUUGAGGUUCUCCCAAGGCGUGAAUGGGUCCAACGACUACGUGACGGCGAGCAGGAUCCGAAGAAAAACCCCGCUGUGAAGCUGCUGGAUUUCUUUACAGAGAAGUACGAUAACGACAACAUAGGUCGCGCGGGACUUGUAUUCGAGAUGCAAAAAUCUGAGGCUGCGAGUCAAGCCUUAAAUGGUGGUGUUGAAAUCAUUGGGAGUGGAUUGAUCAAGAAGUUCGUCGACGCCUGGCGGAGUGAAUGGUGA